AUGGUUUAUUUUCCCCUUGUUUUGUCUGCUGUUGAUAGCGAUUCGUUUGCAGCAUCCGUCGCCUACAGUCGUCCGACCGUCAUGGGUAGAAGCAAGUGUUCAUCAACAAGUAAGGGUUUGCCAAGAUGUGGCUGCAACGAAACCAUGAAGUUGUGGGUAUCUAACACCUUCGAAAAUCCAAGCAGAAAAUUCUGGAAAUGCAGAAAUUUCAUGAAUGGUUGUGGUUUGUUUCUCUGGGACGACAUGGUUAGCGAGGCUGAAGUGAAUUCAUCCAGAUCAAACCUCACCGCAUCGCUCAACCUCUCGCUGUCGAGCUUCUGUUCACGAAUAGCCUUUCAUCCUUCAACAGUCUUCCCCCGUCCAUCAUCAUUCUUCCUCCAUCUACUAUUGCCUCUCUACCUCUUCUCAUCCGUUGGAACAACUCUCAAUCAACACUCACCACAAUCUCUAACAUACUCCUCAGUCGAAUUUCCAGCUGAUAUCCCUUCCCGUCUCCGCUGUUCACAACAACCAACAACUUCUGAACCUUCAAUAGCCGCCCAGAACCUUCCCCGUAACAUAUAUUUCUUCACCAUUUCAGAGUGGCUUUCAAGUAACUCAAAUGUCCACUUCAUCUUAAUGUUACUUUGUUGCUUUUAG
This is a messenger RNA of Vicia faba (fava bean), 639 nucleotides long. NCBI's taxonomy places the organism in Eukaryota, Viridiplantae, Streptophyta, Magnoliopsida, Fabales, Fabaceae. The record is from the annotation of a GenBank genome assembly.